GUCCGUUUUGUUGGCUCAUCAUUACUCUUUAGUUGUCCAUUGUUCAAGAUGAGCUUCCAGGAUCACAACUACAUGGACCCGUCGACAAGUAGCACGGAUCGGCAAUCCCACUCGUUGACGACAGAAGAAAUGUUUGGCUUUUCAAUGUCUGAUCCUACACUCAUGUCACCCGCGUCCAUGGUCAGCCACGGCUCAACUCUUUGUGAAGGCCAGCACAUGAUCGACCCACUUUUGGAACAAGCUUAUGACAAAGUCCAGUUGGAUGCAUCCACACUGGCUGCCCAGUCCAAUAUUCUUCAGGUUAUUAAUCAGUUUUGUGCGCAUGUUCUUGAUAAUGCGUUCCUCCCGCGCCCUCUCUCCGCCUUUGAUGAUCUACCCCCCCUUCCAGACGCAUACGUAUUGAAUGAAAUUCUUUGCAUCUAUUUCGAAAAACUGCCUCCAACCAUUGCAAUCAUCCACGAAGAUGCCUUUUAUAAAUCCGCGUCAUUGCCUCCCAACCAGGAUACUACUCCCAUGCGUCCACCCUAUCAUCAUAAUCCCCCGCGACUCGGGUUGAGUCCUGUACUGCUGUACUCUAUGAUGGCGUGCGCCGCGCGAUAUCAUCCACAAUAUGAGGGCAACUCGGAUAUUGUCCGACAAGUCUUUUAUGAAAGGGGCAAACGGUUGAUGUUGGAAAAUCUCGGCAAACCGGAUUUGAACCUUCUCAAAGCCCUGUUGCAUUUGACGCUGUUUGGUGUAGAGCAUUCCUUGUGGAUGGAGGCGUACAUGUGGCUUGGUAACUCUGUGGCCAUGGGCAGAUUUUUGGGACUGUACAAAGAGAUACCUGUUAUUCCUAUGGGGCCUGGUGGGAACGGCGGCAUUGGUGCCGAAGAAGAUCUGAUAGGCGGCUUGUCACUGCAGCAAAUCACUGCCGAAGAAUCACGCCGAUGUUGGUGGUGGAUGCGCAACUAUGAUGCAUCUGGAUCUGCCGCAUCAAAACGUCCCCAAAUGAUAUCGGACGCAGAAUACGCAUCGACCCUUCUCCUUCCUUGCCCAGAUUCGCUCUUUUACGCCACGCGAUAUGGACUGAAACCGGACACACCCGUCAUCCCGCGUACACAAACAUUGGAUGAAUUCUACAGUGAAUUAUUCUCGGCGGAUUUGACUCACUCCUCUAUUGGUCCGAAUGGAUACAUUGCUGCCCUGACCGCCCUAUUCAAUCGCGUCACCCGAUUCCGGCAGCAAUGCAAUAAUGAUAAUAUUUUGCCCUUUUGUCCAGGUCCUGGUACGCAUACCCAAUUACUACGUGAAUUGGAAAGGCAUCAAGCGGAGCUGGAUAUGUGGUAUGGUAAAUUACCGCAAUGGGUGCAAGUCUUAAAUAGUGGCGUGAGGGAUCCGAAUGAUCCCAUUGUCGGGGGUGGCAUGUGCUGGGAGGAACAAUGGGUGAGGGAGACCUAUGAAUGGGGUAUUGCUCUGGUGAUUUGGCACGCGACGGUGGCAACGCUUCAUGGCCCUGACUACAAUAUGAUGACGAUGGGCUCACAGAUUGUAGGAUCGCUCCAAUCUAUGGCAGGAACCCAGAGGCCCCCCUCUCACAUCACUGCCGGGUUCAUGACAGCCGCGCGACUGGACGAAGUCCUGGCAGCCUGGCAAAACAGUCCGAGCUUUGGAAAAGCCAUUGAGCAUGCUGCUGUUGGCAGUCGGUUGUUGGAAGAGAUGGCCGCCAGGGUUGAGGCGAAAAAGAGGAGAGACACGCCCUUUUUUGGGUAUUGCGUCUGUCAGCUGGGCCUCCUCAACCUUAUUGCAGCCCGUCAACUAGCUCUCAUGCAGCGCACCGCAAACCCAGAUGAAACGGUAGCGUCCGUCCUCAAACACCGCGCCACGAGUAGUAUUUCCAUCCUUUACCACCAGUCCCAGGUCUUUAGCGCCAGUAAAACCGGCAUGCAGCUUUUGGAACGGGUCAUGACAGAGAUUGCUGGUGGGGAGGUUACCAUGCGGGUUAUGGGCGAGCUUGCUCGAGAAGGACGAUCGGGCACAGAGGAUGCGGCGGUGAAGGAGAUGCUAGUAAGGAAGGCUAUGGGGCAGACGGCUCAAAAGGUCUUGGAGGAGCCGGGCCAGUGUGCAGGCACGAUGGGGAUGGGAGGACAAAAGUUUGGGACUUUGCUUUGACAGCGUAUCCGAUUUAUAUCUUUGUUGAGGGAUUUUACCGAGUUGGGAUUAGCAAAUAUUGCGUUGAUGACGUACGGCGAAACAAAACUAUUUUUGUAGAUAUUGUCUUUUUAUAUAUACACUUGAAAUUAUGCGGUAACAAUGGUAGCAGUAGAUGAAGAAUAUGUAUUCGUCACAUCUAGC
Molecule: messenger RNA, 2331 nt
Organism: Spizellomyces punctatus DAOM BR117
Lineage: Eukaryota; Fungi; Chytridiomycota; Chytridiomycetes; Spizellomycetales; Spizellomycetaceae
Exons: 5
Coding region: 49-2148 (699 amino acids)
Biological process (GO): DNA-templated transcription
Cellular component (GO): nucleus
Molecular function (GO): zinc ion binding; DNA binding
Source: RefSeq, a predicted model, not a curated record